Messenger RNA from Hyalella azteca, 1620 nucleotides. RefSeq names its product protein MTO1 homolog, mitochondrial. Gene Ontology annotation, molecular function: flavin adenine dinucleotide binding. The record is from RefSeq and is a predicted model, not a curated record. Gene Ontology annotation, biological process: tRNA wobble uridine modification; tRNA methylation. The annotation marks the transcript as partial. The transcript is spliced from 11 exons. NCBI's taxonomy places the organism in Eukaryota, Metazoa, Arthropoda, Malacostraca, Amphipoda, Hyalellidae. Gene Ontology annotation, cellular component: cytosol.
AGCGGAGUGUGAGGGGCGUGGUACUGGCCGACGGGCGGCGCGUCCUCGCCGAUCGCGUCGUCAUCACGGCGGGCACAUUCCUGAGGGGGGAGCUGCACGUGGGGCUGGAGGUACGGCCAGCGGGACGGGUGGGCGACCAGCCCGCAGUGGCGCUCGCCGACACGCUCUUCAAACUCGGCUUCAGAGUCGCCCGCUUGAAGACUGGUACCCCUCCUCGCCUUCUGAAGAGUUCAAUAAACUUCGGUGCUUGUGAAGAGGUUCAGCCUGACGACCCCCCUACACCGUUCUCUUUCCUCCACUCCAAGGUCGCCAUUGACCCAGCCGAGCAGCUGAAGUGCUACAUCACACGCACUCCCCUAGCCAUCGAGGAAGUCAUCCACGCGACCAAGCACCUGAACCGCCACCUCAAGGAGGAGGUCUCCGGCCCGCGCUACUGCCCCUCCAUAGUUUUUAGGAGGGUCUUCGUGCCUGAAGUGCGAGGUUUCGUGCUCUCUUAUUUAAUGCAUGAAGCCAAGUUCCCAGGACGCGAGCACCAGGUGUGGCUGGAGCCUGAGGGGCUGUCAAGGUACGGCGUGGAAUACGACUACCUGGACCCCCGAGACCUGCACCGCACCUUGGAGUCUCGUCUGGUGCGGGGCCUCUACUUGGCUGGUCAGGUCAACGGCACCACGGGCUAUGAGGAGGCCGCUGCUCAAGGGCUCCUUGCUGGGGUCAACGCUGCUAACCCAGGAGCCCUCGUCCUGAACCGUACGGAGGGCUACAUGGGGGUUCUCGUGGACGACCUGACGCGCGAGGGAGUCACUGAACCCUACAGGAUGUUCACGUCACGCGCCGAGUACAGACUUGCCUUGCGACCUGACAACGCUGAUCUCAGGCUCACUGCCAAAGGUUACGCCGCAGGUUGCGUGUCCCGGGAGCGAUACGAACAAACGGUUGCCGUGCAGCAGCGACUGUUUGAAGUAGAGCAGCAGCUGCGUGCUGACAUGCGCUCCUCGCAUGCCUGGCGCAAGCUCUUGGGGGGCGCCAUCUCCCCAGAUACGGCCGUGCGCAGUGCGUUUUCAGUUCUUGGCAUCACGAACUGGAACAUCGACAUUACAGCCAUAGCAGCGAAGGAUGCGCGGUACGCAGCGCUGCUACAGGAGCCUGAACUGUGCCGCCGUCUGCAGGUCACGGCGAUGUACGACGACCUACACCGCGGGGAGCAGAAUGACGUCUCCGAGCUGCUUGUCGAGCACGAGCUUAAUCUACCUGCUCGGCUAGAUUAUUUUAGCCCUGACGUGAGUUUAUCUCGAGAAGUCAGAGAAAGACUGCACGCUGCUCAACCCGCAACCCUUGGGGCAGCUAGCCAAAUCCCAGGCGUGACUCCGAGCGCUGUAAUGCAGCUCCUGCGUUACUGUCAGAAGCUUAACAGGCUCGAGCACGAACGCUCUGCAGGACGCAAGACACUUGUGGGCUGCUGAGGACUCAGUUUACCGAGAUAUUUUGUAGAUGACCCAAUAAAAAAUUAUCGAUCUUAAGAAGCUGGAAUAGAUCUGUUGCUUCAGUGAUACUUCUUGUCCCUCAUGUAAAAUAUCGUGCAAUCGUCCCUCGUGUAAAUUGAUUGCGAUCAUUGAAAAGUAA